Cylicocyclus nassatus is the source of this 290-nucleotide messenger RNA. The record is from the annotation of a GenBank genome assembly. Lineage: Eukaryota; Metazoa; Nematoda; Chromadorea; Rhabditida; Strongylidae.
AUGUCCAAAAUUGUCAUUGUUUUCCUACUGUUUGCAAUUCUGAUAGCUGAUAAUUCAGCAAGAGAGAUUCAACGUACUAAACGGCAACCACAAGGAGGACAAACUGGGCAACGUCCAGAAGACGAUAUCGAUUCAAGAGACAGAAUGAUACAAAUACUGCCGCCGAGAAGAGGUCCAAUGGUUGCUCAAACGCGCGCAGGCGGCGCGCGCUGAAUCAGCGAGCGAUGUGCCUUCCCGCCGCCUGUGUGUGCAGUGCGCGCCGCCUAUGAAUUGAAGGUCCGCCGCCUGUG